Molecule: messenger RNA, 1233 nt
Organism: Dendronephthya gigantea
Lineage: Eukaryota; Metazoa; Cnidaria; Anthozoa; Malacalcyonacea; Nephtheidae
Product: ryncolin-1-like
Exons: 3
Coding region: 218-1108 (296 amino acids)
Source: RefSeq, a predicted model, not a curated record
CUUUUUGUGAGCUCGGUUUUUUUACUCUGAAUAUGUUUGCUUAAAAUUUGCAUGACAAAUUCUGUCAGUUUAUAUCGGUGAAAUUGAAUCUUUUUAAUUAAUGUUUUCUGUUUCGCGACCAAGUUUUUAUUAUAUAACCUACGGAAAUAUGACAUGCAAAAUCAGUUGAAGCUGCCUCCAAACGUCAAAACAUCGUGAAAUCAUCAGAAACGGAACAAUGUUCAAACUAAGUGCUAUCGUUGGCAUUCUGUCCGUUUUCCAAAUCAGUAUUGCGAGAGCACGUUGUUGCGAUGAAAUGAAAGCUGGUAUUAAAAAGCGCACUCUUGCCUAUAAUAUGCUGUGUGAGAACGACGAUCAAGAUCUGGCCAAAUGCUGUGGUUUCAUAAAAGAAUAUAUUGUCCAGCAGCAAAUUGCUUACAACAAACUAUGUCGAAAUCACGUCAUUCAAAAAAGCUGUUAUGAUCUCUAUCUGUCUGGAGUCAAAGAAGAUGGUGUUUAUACCAUUGAUCCUGAUGGCCUGGGUUCGUUCAAAGUCAGUUGUGAUAUGAGCAAAGACGGGGGUGGCUGGACCGUGUUCCAAAGAAGACAAGAUGGAAGUCAAGAUUUCACCCGUAAAUGGUCAGACUAUAAAGCAGGCUUUGGUGAUCUUAACGGCGAGUUCUGGCUGGGUUUGGACAAAAUACAUCGUUUGACCAAAUCUGGUCAAAAUGUUUUAAGAGUUGAUUUGAAGGAUUUCAAUGGCGAUGAACGAUACGCUAAAUAUGGAACGUUUAGUGUGGCAGAUGAAUCAGACAAAUACAAAUUGAAAAUUGAAGGUUAUUCAGGUGAUGCGGGGAAUUCUUUUCGUUUUGAAAACGGUCAGAAAUUCACUACGAUAGAUAAUGACAACGACAGGGGUUCGGCCAAUUGCGCAAAAAACUGGAAAGGUGGUUGGUGGUACCGUAACUGUGCAUACAGUAAUUUAAACGGCCUUUAUCUUGGAAAGGGGAAAAAGCAGUACAGUGGAAUUCACUGGCGCGAUUGGGAAUCGAAGAAUAUCAAGUUUGCAGGCAUAAAAAUGCUCAAGAAUGUUGACAUGAAAAUGCGGCCCAGCGGCCCGAAAUCGUAGGCAUAAUUUAGCAUUUUGUUUUAUAUUAUUGCAUUUUUGAUUAAUAUUCAUCAUAAGUACCAAUUGAUCAUAAGUUAUACCUAAGAUAUCCUAAAUAUCCUAUCCAGUUUUACCGUAAUUAAAAA